AUGAAUACCACGACCGCCCAACCGGAUAAUCCCUCGCACCGCCGCCAGUCGUCGCGCAGUGGCUCCAUCUCGUCGUCGUCGCUGCACCGGUCCGCCUCGCUGAGGGACUCCAACGCGGAAUCGCCGUCUUCGUCCACCAAACCCCCCCACAAGCGGGCCACACCGCCCCCGGCCUCGUCCAGACGCCGCUCCAGCGCUGCCAACGGCGCAGCAGAUGGCAUUGCAGCCUCGCGGGACGGCCCAACUGCCUCCAACACCCUGAACCGCUGGUCUCAGACCACCACGACCGCCAGUCGCGACCAGCAGGAGCGGCGCGACACACACCACCAACACCCGCACGCCAACCACCACCACCACCCCAGUUUCUCGCGCAAGCUGAGCAUCACCACCACCCUGCCUGCCACGACGCCCACCACCGCCAAUGCAUCUGCACCGCACCCCAAGUCGCCCUCACGCUCGCCUACGUCGAGUCCCCGCCGACACCGCCCUCGCUCCCCCAUCUACGACCCCCCGUCGUCUGUGACGGCGCCCCCAAAGAUACCCUCGCUGCCCCCGAUACUCCUGCCCUCAACCGUCUACGACCCCAACACUCCCACGAGCACCUCGACUACCAACAACUCGCCCUCUGCGUCCAGCCUCUUUACCCCGAACCUGCUCUCCGGAAACCAGCCACGCGACUACUUCAACUCGAAACCCACGCAGCCCCCGCCUGGCCAGCCGCCUCCCUCGCGCACCACAAAGGCUGAAAGAGUGUUGGGCAAGUCGCCUCUCGGGUCGCCUGCGGUCCUCCACGAGGCCGACUCCACUUCGGGCCCAGGUCGGCCCUCCACAGGACGAAGACCCUCGAUCGCUGCGGCACCCAAGGAGAACGCCCAAAAGCCCCCGCCGAGCGCGGGUCACAGGCAGGCCGCCUCACGGGACCACUCGAGGAGCCAGAGCAGAGAACAGUUCAGAUCCGCCAGCAGAACCCACGCGCGGAGCCCCAGCAGGGAUCACCUUCGCAGCGAAAGCAACGCCAGCGCUAGGCUAGACGACGGCCACCAGGGCACUCCUCCCCGCACACGCGAGCGGAGGGAGAAGGACAAGAAGACAAUGCUGUCGCGCGCCCUGCAAAAGGCCAACACAGCUGUCCUGCUCGACAAUGCGCAAAAUUUCGAGGGCGCCAUGGAGGCGUACGAGGAUGCCUGCAAGCUCCUCCAGCAGGUCAUGAUCCGCAGCUCGCAGGAGGAGGACAGGCGGAAGCUGGAUGCCAUUCGAGUAACCUAUACCAACCGCAUAGAAGAGCUACGACGAUUAGAUCCUGGCUACACUAAUCAUAGUGGCAAAUCGCUACCGGCUCGUCCUAUGAGCGGGGAAUCGCUGGACGAACACCGCUCAAUGCUGCUCCUGGAUGACGACGAGCCGCCUGCAGUCAUUGAGACUGCCACAGUAUCCCGCAUAGUUAACGACCGUUCCAUAUAUGAUACCCCCUCCAUGGGCGAGCCAACAUCGGCUCCCUCACAGCAAUUGCCCCUUCGUUCAGGUUUCGAAGGUCCUCGUGAAUCUGUCAUAUCCACAGCUAUCCGCGAUGUGCAAAGAGGCAUGCAGAACCCACAGUUCAACCUUCAGCCCCCGCCUGGGCGACUUGCCCCUUCUACCUCGUCUGUCCGAUCUUCCACUGCCGAGUCAAUGAUGGACCGUGUAUACAUGCCUCCGCCACUGUCUCCAAAGCGGUCCAAGUCUCCCCUCCUUAGCGGAAAGGCCGAUUCUGAGCCCGGGGAAUAUGGCCGGUUACUGCAACCGCAACAGACAGUCAAGACGAGCCAUCAGCGAGUACACAGCAACGAGUCAACAUCAUGGCUUGAUACUAUAGACGAGUCUGGAGGCUCGUCGUGUUCAUCCUCAGUGCACUCCAUGUCUCCUGGAGGAGUACGCCGAAAGCAUCUACGAAACGCAAGCGGAGGAACCGAGGCAGAAUUCGACGCGGCGCUUGAUGCAGCUGUCGAAGCUGCGUACGACGACGGCUACGAACCUUAUGAAGACGACAUGUCCACCCCUGCGGAUAUGAUAGCGACGAAGCUGCGAAACGUGGAACUAGCCAAAGAGCGCGUACGUGAAGCCGAACGGGAAGAAGCUAUCGCUGCAGCCAAGUAUCGUUACAAGGAGACGCAGCUUCGGAGCGAAGGACUCCCACACGUGCGCGAAAGUGCUGAGAUAAGAUUCAACGACGAGGCGGAUGAGGAAGAGCGGUUAUUGGAUGAGAUGACGAGAGAGUAUAUGCUCGAUGGCUUCGAUUUCGAUCUACAGACAAAGUCGUCAUUACCGCGGCAGUCGGACUCGAGUGGCUUUUCUGGAAGCACGUACAACAGCUCAGUAUCCUCGCACAGAACGACGGGUGGUACAUCACUUUCGACGGUUGCGGAGGUGAUACACCCGACAUCCAAACAGUCAUCCGCACAUGCCCCUCCCUCCGCGCCUGCUCCUUCUGGUGCUUUGCCUGCAUUACCUCCUGUUCCGGAGUCACAAGCAUCGCAAACAAUUGACACAGCAGAAAUUACACCACGACCAACCACCGCAACCAAGGACGCAGCCUCAGUACGAAGCCGGAGACUGUCAGGCCAAAACGCAAAGUCUUUGAAAAUCGAGACUUCUGUACCACCAGUCCCGCCAGCACCGCAUACGGAGAAGCCUCCGGUGCCAGCUAAGGAUGCGCCUACCGAUCUUCCUGUCCAGCCCAAGUCUGCGGCACCAACAUUCAGCACUACUAAGCCAACAUUAGACUCCGCGUUCAAACUGCCCGCGCUGCCGCAAGCGUCCCAACAAUCUGGCCUCCGAGCUCCAUCGCCUCAGCCUCCCCUCUACAGUCCUGCCGAGACUGCUGCCACUGUUUCACCAGCGACGCCCGCCCUUGGUCAUGCUGUAUCCAAUGAGGCUGGUCUUGUGCCAGGUUCACCAAAGACUGGGAAAACCUCAGCCAUGGGAAUCCGGAAGAACAAGUCCUCUCUUAGCCUGAAGCAGCGCAAUCUGUCAAUAUCCAGUCCAGAUGGCUCAGAUGCGUCCAUUGGAACGCCACUCAGCACGACCUUCUCCAUCACGGGGCGGAAACCCAGCAAUGCCGGACUAGCAAUGCCAACACCUAGUAUCCCCACAUUCAACGUUGAUGGUCUACCGAGUGGAGGGAUGCACUUGUUUGAAAGUGAUAUUCACUCACCGUUUUCGCCCGGUUCGCCAAGCCCAGCUGUCACAAACGCACCGAUACCCUUGGAGCCAUGCCCGGAUUCGUAUCUACUGAGACCGUUCUGGCUAAUGCGAUGCUUCUAUCAGACGAUUGCACAUCCCCGCGGUGGAUACCUCUCAACUAAGCUUUUUAUUCCUCGCGAUGUCUGGCGAGUAAAGGGCGUUAAGCUAAAGAACAUCGAGGACAAGACUGCCAACUGCGAUAUGCUUACAGCUGCCUUGCAGAAGCUAGCGUCUGUGGAUACGAACGAUGCAGACGCUGUACUUGAUGAGAUGCAGUCUCUGGAGCUAGUGCUUGAUCAGGUACAAACCCAGCUAGCGAAGAAACUAGGCAACGAAGUCGGUGUGCAGUCCGUAACUGCACUUUUCAGAGACGCGACUACAGUUGGCGAAGGUGCGGCGUCAGCUGAUGGUGUCGGAAAGCAUGGGUCUCAAGACCACACUGCCAAGGGUGCUGUUGCUCAGGGCAAGUCGUAUCUUGCAUCUUGGCGGAAACUCCGAUCAAAGAACUCCGGCGUCAACCUUGCUGGCAUGGCCGGCGGUACCAAGGGUGCUGAAGUACCCAAGGACAGUCUAGUCAUGUCGACGCUUCCCAUGACAAACCUCCCAAGCAUUCGCUUUGCCAAGCGAGACAUUUCUGGUGUUGUGUUUGAGGGUCCCAAUGCAAGCUAUAUGGGUUCUUUGGCGCGGUUGUUCGAUGCGGUCCAGAUACUAGACCAAAUCGCACGCCAAGUCGAAGAUCCAGGUCUCAAGCAUUCCUCCCCUACACAUGUCGGUCUCGAGCUAUCCACACGCCACGCCGCCGAGUUCUUCGGUUUCUACAUCUGUCGGUUUGUCCUUACCGAUGUCACCCUGAUGCUGGAUAAAUUCAUCAAGAGAGGUAGUGAAUGGGUUUUGGUUUAG
Molecule: messenger RNA, 4119 nt
Organism: Alternaria burnsii
Lineage: Eukaryota; Fungi; Ascomycota; Dothideomycetes; Pleosporales; Pleosporaceae
Product: mit domain-containing protein
Exons: 3
Coding region: 1-4119 (1372 amino acids)
Source: RefSeq, a predicted model, not a curated record